AUGUCGACGGUGCGGUCUCGUUUGGUGGAUAUCACGAGCCUCACGAUCACAACACUCUUAGUGAUGUCUCUCAUGACCACCACCACCACCCUCAUGUGGAAUGCCGUUCAGAAACCAAAGUACCACGACCUCAGCAUCUCAGGCUCGCGCGUGAUGCAGGUUUACUAUCCGAUUUAUCUACCCUCGCCGAGUUACGAUCCAAACACUCCGUAUUACAUCGAUGACGAACUCGAGGAUAACAUCCAUCCCCCGACGGAGGCGCAGCUGCUGAAAUUGAACCAAAGUUUACUCAAGACGAGCAGGAAAUUCCAACAGCUAAUCGCCUCGGGCGAUCUCCGGUUGAUGCAUCGGAUAUUGGAUCAAAUUGCGCUUUACGUCUCCGGCGAGGUCGACUUCUCGGGGUGUUGGGGUUGGAAUACGAAGAUGAUUUACGUCACCUUCCUUGCGCAGUACACAACGCGGCGCGGGAUGCAAACGGAGGCGGUCUUUUUGGAUGCCAUCAUCCGGGAUGUCAGGCCUCCUUCACUUUUUCCGCGGUUAUUCCGCCGCGUGCUGGAGUACGUCGCGCCGAAAGGGAAGCAUGAUUGGCAGGAAACGGAAAAAGAGCACGACGCGGAGGGCGUCUACAUCGAUCACGUGCACAAAAAAAUCCGAUUUGAUAACGCAACGAAGUAUUACGUGGAGGACUUCCACACGAAUACGCUGAAGAAUGAGGAGGUCAAGAUUGUGAUUCGAUAUCAGGUAGUCGGGCACUUCGGCUGGGAGCCGAUGCGCGAGCUUAACGAGAAGAUUACAUUGCGCCUUGGCAAUCAUAGUUAA
This is a messenger RNA of Phytomonas sp. EM1, 819 nucleotides long. The record is from the annotation of a GenBank genome assembly. NCBI's taxonomy places the organism in Eukaryota, Euglenozoa, Kinetoplastea, Trypanosomatida, Trypanosomatidae.